AUGCCAUCCCAAGUCAAAUGUGUGGAAUGCUGUGAUUGUGGCAGAAUGAAAAGUGAUCCUCAUGAAGAGCUUUGCAAUAUUUGUAUGCAAUGCACUGACGUUCUUCGCUGCGCUUCGGAGCAAAAACUUAUCCAUGAGGUAGAAUUUGUUCUUUUACCAGUGGUCUGCUCAACAUGUGGCAACAGAUUUCCUGAUAAGUUAUAUAAUAUUAACUAUGUUAAAUCUGUGCAUUCAACCUCUGAGAAAUUACUAAGUGGAGUAAAUGUCAAAUCACUUACUUUGCCUCAACUGAGAGAAGAAUUGAAAAAAGAGGGCUCAGUACUACAGCAACAAAACAAAUUCUUGCAAGGAGGCUUGAAGGGCACAUGGCAAGUGAGGUAG
Messenger RNA from Paramuricea clavata, 381 nucleotides. NCBI's taxonomy places the organism in Eukaryota, Metazoa, Cnidaria, Anthozoa, Malacalcyonacea, Plexauridae. The record is from the annotation of a GenBank genome assembly.